AUGAGAAUGUAUACUCCUGUAUCAAAUUUAGUUGAAAGGGAAGUUAAAUAAGAUUAUAGAUUAUUUUUGAAAAAGAAUUCAGAAAUAAACAUAAGUUUAAUUCAAAAUAAUUAAGAUAUUAUCCUUUUAUUUACAAUCCAAAUAGAUGAAAUUAAUUGUUUAUUGAUCCAUUUAUAUUUUUAUCAUUUUGAAUUGGAAAAAGAAAUUUUAUAGGUCAACAUAUGGCAUUAAUGGAAAUUAAAUGUUUAUUGA
Paramecium pentaurelia is the source of this 252-nucleotide messenger RNA. The record is from the annotation of a GenBank genome assembly. Lineage: Eukaryota; Ciliophora; Oligohymenophorea; Peniculida; Parameciidae.